CGGAUUUCAUGAAUGAACUCUGUCUGUGUCUCUCUCUGUAGUGCCGCUUACGGCUUCCAUCGUGCUAUUAUUAGUUACAUGACGUUUUAGACCACACACAGCAGACAACUCAUCUGCAUGGCGUAAUAGAAGCACCUGUCGACGUGAGUUCUCGAUGUCAUUGAUCGCCCUGCUUUUACCUGCUGUCUGUUUCGAUUAACGACUGGGCUGUGGUUUUGCAGUGACGAAUCCCGACAUAUCUGCAACGUGCCCUGACAGUUUCGAUAACUACCUCAUACUCUAGAACUACCUCAUACGUCGGAGAUACGCCGAUCGCAGAUCGCAGAUACGACCACCAAGAUGCCGGACAAAAGUGAACAGAUCUGUCCGCAUACGCUGCCACUCGAGGGAGAUGCGCAGACGAUAGUGGCAGUCUAUCCCAAUGCAGCUGGUGACGGAUUCACCGAGCAUCCGGUGUCAUCGUCGCUUUCAAAACGACAUCCAUUUAAGGCUGGUCUGAUGAUCGAGGACAUUGAUAACUCAUGCAAGUAUAAAAACAAAGUACUUCUUGUUCAGGCUGAAGAAAGUUUGAAUUUAGGAGCUAGAACAAGUAGAAGUAGCAUGCUUAAUUGAGACUUGAUUUAGGAAUCGUCUUCCCUGCUUAGCGAACUUGAUAGCUGAGUUCUCAAUAAUUUGACAUUUCUUGAGUGGAGAAGCUGUCUAAUCUGUACCUACCAGAGCAUUCGGCUGUUGUAAAGGCGGACGAUGCGACCGUUGGAUACGGUCAUCGGGCGUGGCAGAGGAUAGCGGAACAGUUGAAAUCGUUCCCGAAGAACGGCUUUUCUUUAGCGACGAUGAAUAACGUGCUAGAGAUUGCUGCACAAGAAUGUAAAAAACUUUUUACUAGCUGGUUGGUCUAGAACGGUUUGUAUGGAACAAUAUUACGAGAGCUAGGCUAAUUCUAGGUUAUUUCCAGCCAGCCUAGUGCUAGUCGCGAGGGGUGGAUCCUAGAAUCUGGAUUUGUACGUAUAACUAUACAUAGUAUAGAACGAACCAUGUAGUACCUGAGGUGACAUGACAUGACCUGACGAACGGUGCUCCUGGUUUUUCUGGUCUGUCGUCUAUGAUCCUGAAAGUCUCCUUCAGGUACAAGCGAUCCUGAGUGGGCAGUGGAGUUUGGUUUAUCGAAAGUGGACUUCAAUGUGCUCCUGGACGUUAAGGAGCUCCGGCGAGCAACCGCGAAAGUUCUUGAUCCUCUAUUACAUUACAAGGGGGGUCGUGAGUGGUGCGCUUCCAUAUCCUUGGGAAAAAAACUUGGAGAAAUCGUACAAUCUAGCAGUGGAGCAACAGAUGAAGAAGAAAAAUUAGGUAAACUCUUUUUCUUGGUGUUGGUAGGCACUUUGCCGAAUAGAUUCGUCGAAUCAUCAACAUACUCUUGGUAGGAGGACAUUUUCAUUUAGUAGUUAAAGGAAAAAUUAUAAGAAAAGAAAGGGAAAGCACGAACGACGCCUGCAAGUGUUUUGUAAGCCUUCAACAUGAUAAUUGUAACAACAACUUAAACUUUACCAGUGCUUUACGCCAUCGGCAAAGCAUGUCAUCGAUGGAGCAAUUCCCGAGACGAGACGCGACCAACAGAAGUAGUGACUGCAAUAGUGCACCUCUUGUCGAAUUUCGUGGCCCGCGCACCAGAGAGCAGAAGUAGUGUGGAUUGGCUGCUCAUACUAGAAUUUUACUGCGCGCUGAAGUAUAUGUCAGCCUACUGCCCGCAGCCCCUGAUCGAUAGCGAUUUGGUACCUACUGGAUUACCCUUAAUGGGCCUUAUUCAUUUUUGUAGCCUAUUUCCCAAGAACUGCAUCUUCGAAUUCGAUGUGCUUCUUGCAAAAACCUUUACCAACAACCACAGAUAUCGCUCACAGUGGAUUUCAUGACUAGCGUACAUAAGCGCAAAGCAGAAGUUCCAAAUUGCGAUUUGUUACUCACAGCGGCAAUUGGGCCUCUAGUUCAAGGCGGAAACUUGGAUUCAGGGAGAACGAAGCUCGUGGAUGGUACGCAAGUUUGAAAUGUAUGUUCUUAUGGUCGAUGUGCAAAAGUAUACUGUUUUGGCAUGUAGUUUAGAGAUUAUCAAGAACGAGUCCCUGAAUCAGUAGUAAAUGAAAAACAUCUUUCCACCACAGCACACGCUGAGAAGAUCUCUUGUUUGCUACUGUUUGAAGCGAACGAAAUUGAAGUCCAGAAUGCCGCAGCCGAGCUCUGUGCGUGCAUAUGUCUCCAAGGGCGCGGCAAAGGCGCGAUAGAAAAAUUUUUGGUCCCUGAUCACUUGCCAAAACUAGUCGAGAACUUAGCGAAGCAUAAUAGCAGUUUCAAAACGAGGUACUAUGUCUAUUGCUCGUCCUGACUGAUGCAUAGUAGAAAGAGUUCUUUGAGACAUUCAUUUGUUCGUUGUUCCUCCCAGUAAUACGCACUACAUUAAGUUCUACAUUCCCUUCUUCUUCGAAGAUCCCCCUCGACGAAGAAAUCCACAACACACAGUUACAUCGAGUCGGCAGCGGCGAAGCCUUCGUUUCGGACGAGCUUUAUUAGAGAGGCUAUCCGGCAAGACAGAAUACAGGUUUUGGAAGAAAUAUUUGGCGCCAACGUUAUCCCAACAGCUUUCACGCUAUUGCACGAGCUUCCACUUCAAGUCCUGACCUGUUUGCGGCAUUUCCUCACUCGACCGAACGCUCCGGAUGGCCGGCCAGACAUGAUUAGCAUAGCGAGACUUGGUACAACUGUAGUUAGUGGUUCUGAUCAUCGUGACUUUGACUUUGUUUAAGCUUGUUCUUUUCUUGCGCAUUUUUACACACUCAACGUCGGACGAGAAUUUUUCCCUUCUACCCUAUACUAAUUUCCACGGGUCGUGCCAGGGCCAGCCACUGUUUCCCAAGUGGUCAGUGCAGAACAUGAUUAUAAUAAAAUAUAACCUCAAGAGCUCAGGUCUCCCGGUGGAGAGUCCAAGCUGCAUAGCCUACGAGAAUUGUGUGGAUUUCGUGGAGCACUGCUCGAAAUACUACGAGAAGCACAGCUCGGUAGUAAUGGAGAUUUUCCGGGUUAUCAGCAAGCAGGAGCCGCGUUUUCGACCUCAAUUCGAAAACCUUCCCGAUAACAUGUGGCAUCUACACAAGUACCUUUAGGCGCCUAGAUAAGAAAAGACGCGUGCAGGGAGCUUCAACAAAGAAGUCUUUUCGCAGUAGCAUACAAGAAUGUGUAUUCAUCAUACAUAAGUACAUUCCAACAGUAACUACUACAUUCCAACUCAUUUAAACUACAGUCUUUAUUCUUAGCUAGUCACUACUAGCGUACGGGGACCACAGAAAUUAAAUUUGUAAUCCAUUGUGCAUCAACACCAAGAUCAAGCUCUGUAUUAUUUUACACAUCAUAAAUUUGCAGGCAUGCCGGCUGGUCGUCCCAAGUAGUAUUCCAACGCUAUUAGCCUAAGAUAAUUCCAACAGAUAUACAAAUCAACGUCGCUGACCAUCAAGUUAUCGUUUACCAUGAAACGAUCAAUCAAUCAUCGUUUACCAUUAAGUUGCCUACGUACCUACGCACAAAGCAUUCUAUUUGUCAUCGCAAAUAACGCGUGAUGUGCAAAAAAAGCAUUUGCAUGAUGUUGAAGCAAGAAAGUAACUUGAUGCUGU
Amoebophrya sp. A25 is the source of this 3653-nucleotide messenger RNA. The record is from the annotation of a GenBank genome assembly. NCBI's taxonomy places the organism in Eukaryota, Dinophyceae, Syndiniales, Amoebophryaceae.